UAAUAAUAAUUCAACGGCUUCUGGUGGAAGCCGGUCAUCAGUUCUACUGCGGUAUCUCACAGUUCGGGUUUUGUUCCUUGUUCUUUAUUGGCAAAAAUGUUGAUAGUCUUUACUUCCCAUACAUCGGGAAACAGGAGAUAAAUAUGACAUAAGAAAUGGUCACUAACAAUCACUACAAGGCUACAAACUAACAAACAAUGAUCUAGACUAGAAGACAGGGAGGAACCUUGAAGUACGCUGCUGUUAUAAUCGUCAUUUAACACAUAAUAAGGAAGGAUAGUGGUUAUUUAAGAACACUGAACGGGAAGAAGAGUUAUUCACAGACACUGGACGAGUAAUAAACAGUAAAGAUGAGAUAUAUUCAGGUGUGGGUACGUGGAGGAGCGGCAAUAUUCAUCAUCUACGUGGCGUGUGUGGCAAGGCUGGGCUCCUCCCUCUUCUCCUUCCAUCCCUUCCUCAUGAGUCUCGCUUUUACAGGUCUGAUGACAGAAGCAAUAUUUAUGUUCUCCAAGUUUGGGCUAGCAGAUGGAAAACUUCAUAGUGCAAAGAUAACUGCUCACUGGAUAGUAAUAUCACUGACAGCAGCUGCACAUGGUCUCGGCUUUGCGGCCAUAUACUACAACAAAGAGCUUGCCAGUAAACCUCAUUAUGUAUCCUGGCAUGGGUGCAUAGGACUUGCAGCAUCUACACUACUGUGGCUCCAGCUGAGUGUUGGAGUAUUUGCUAAGUACCCAAAGCUCCUGAAAAGUAUCAUGCAUGUUAAGACUGUGAAAGCCAAUCAUGGACUGUUUGGUAUGGUAACUUAUACAGCUGGUAUGGUAACAAUUUCACUUGGGCUAUGUAGCAUAUGGUUUCAAAGUAAUACUUCACAGCUGAUCUUUUAUUCAGCACUUUGCUUGCAUAUUUUGUUAAUGUUUAUAGUUUGCCAGAAGCUUAUUAUGAAGUAUGCUUGGGUAACUUCAUAAGCAGUAUUGAAAAUUAUGAUAGUUAUAAUAUACAGCUAGAAUUUAAAAAAAAAUCAUUAUUGUUCUUACAUCUGUAAUUUAAAUAUUUAUUCCAAUUAUACCUGAAGGAUAUAAUUUAAUAAUAGUAAAAAUACUGUUAUAUGGCAUUAUUUUGUAUUUUUGUACUAUAUGUAAAAAAUACUAUGGUUAUUCCUUUUAUUAUAAAAAUUCUAAAACAAAAUUGGAUAUAUUUAUGCUGUGCAGCUAUACUUACCUACAUGUGUGUGUUGAUUAUGUUAGAGCAAGAGUUAAAUAUAUUUACCUAACACCCAUCUUGUAGAAUUGAUUUUACUGUCAUACUCCAUACAGAGAGUUAAUGAAAUCUGUCAAACCGAGUUCAGCAGCUGACUGGAGCUGUCAAGGCUUUACUCUUUACCAUCAUCAUUAAAUGUAGUUUUAUAUCAUAUGAUCUAUCUUAUACUUUUUUUUUUUUUUUUUUUUUUUUAAUAAUGUCUGAGAGGUAUAGUGUAGUAAAUGUCUACAAGUGUAAAUGCUGAUGCUUGGGAACAUGUAGUAUAGUAUCAGACCUAGAUGGUGUAAAUUGUCACCUAAACAAUGACCAGUAAUUGGUGCUUGA
This is a messenger RNA of Cherax quadricarinatus, 1581 nucleotides long. RefSeq names its product transmembrane reductase CYB561D2. NCBI's taxonomy places the organism in Eukaryota, Metazoa, Arthropoda, Malacostraca, Decapoda, Parastacidae. Gene Ontology annotation, molecular function: heme binding; transmembrane monodehydroascorbate reductase activity. The record is from RefSeq and is a predicted model, not a curated record.